AUGAACACCGUCCGUCGCUUUUCGAAGCGUAUUCUCGCACGAGCUUCUGCCACUCCAGCUCCGACUGAGACCACAUCACAGCCCCUUCCGCCUGCCCCUGCGGGGCCCACUCCGUCCGGUCGACAGGCCUCUUCGCAACCGAAACAUCGGAAGCUUCAGAAGAAGCCCCCGGGCACUUCGAAGCCCAAGCCGAAGGUGUCAACAAUGAAGCCGAUCGGGGAAUACCCAUCGGUCGCCGAGUACCGCGGUGCUGGCGUGACGCCGCCAUCAACCAAGCGCGUCGCGACUGUUCCAGAUGCCCGCGAAACUGAGCGCGAGCUCAGCGGGGUUGAGACUCCGACAGUCGACAAGAGCCCUGCUGAAGACAUUAUCGAAGAAGCAGAUAUCGCAAUCAGCGCAGAUGUCGCACCUCCGGCCAACGAUUUCGAUCCCGCAUUUGCUCCUCCCGAUCACAGCACGAACAUCUCCGACUACAUCACCGUUCUGGACUCUCUCCCUCUCCCUACGUCGGACAAAUUCGAUACGCCCCAACUCAAAAAAGUCGUGAAAGCUGCCCUGGGCUUUGCAUAUGAGGCCGGAAACGCCAGGUGCGCUAUGGGACUUCUCUACUUCUGGUUCAACGCCAUCGAGGACGAGUUCCGCCUCUCUCUGAUUGCCAACUUGGGCGGGGAUGCGAUUCCCAAUGAUACUUUGCGUCUAGCUUUUUCCAGCCUGCUCAAGGGUUCCUACGACGACGCGCGCAAGUGGUACCAGACCUAUGUCGACACUGGUGUGUCACGUCUUCCCGACAUGCCCUCCGGGGAGGACGAGUCGUCAAGCUUGUCCUCUGCCAAGUCAGUGGAGCAAGGACCUUCUUUCAAAAUCUCCGACAUGUAUCGUGAUACCAGCGGUGCUCGACCCGAGGAAUUGUUCGCGAGCGGCAAGACCAAUACGGCGCCGCUGAAGCGGCCCAAAAAAGCAUGCCCUGUCAAUGAGAAAGCUUUCAGACGCAAGCGUGCAUGGGAAGCAGAUCCCAGCUUAGAAGAAAACCUGCGGACCAAGCGCCGUCAAUACGAAGAGAACAACAUUCAUGAUAAUGCUCCCAUUGUCCAAUACAGCGCAUGCCGCGAUCGACUGGGACCGCCAGAUGCCAUUGAGCAUCCCUACACUGUUGACGACACUACCGAAAUCCUUCGUUCUCGUUCUCUUCCUGUUCGAGCAGGUGGAGGCUCGAUUCUUGACCUGCCUCUUCUCGGAGAGAAGAUCAAGGCACCCUCAGUCGUGUCAUCAGGCAACUCCAUGCUUAUUCGCAGGACGAAGUCGCGACGACAGAGCCUUAAGAAAAUCCUCCCCGAUGAUACGCAGCGCGCACGGUCGCUCUCUGUUGACACGACCGUCUCCAGUCUUUCCUCACUUUCCAACUCCGUCUACUCCAUGCGAUUCAACGACUGGACUGCCGACCACGAACCGCGCUGCAUGCCGAACUCUAUUGAGCCUCCCGAGAACAGCGACAACUGCCACCACUGUGGAAAGGGCGGCGAGUUGCUCUGCUGUGACACAUGCGAUAAUGCAUUUCACUUCCACUGUCUGGAUCCUCCCUUGGAUCCGAAGAAUCCUCCCCAGGGUGAAUGGCACUGCCCCAAGUGUUCGAUCCGCAACAGCUUUUCCACCUUGAUCGCCCACUCCAAGCACUUCAAGAAGACUGAGUUCCAAGUGCCACAGCCCAUCAAAGACACUUUCGAGGGCGUCAAUGAAGGAAUCGUGUUCGAUCGCGACUAUGCCCGCAAUCCCAAGCACCUGCGCUACUACAAGCCUGGGCCCCACCUGCCGCGGCUGACUAAAGCUCCCAAGCAAGAUGGCCCUACCCUCUACGCGAACCCUCAACUCCUGCGUGAAACCGACGCGAAAGGAGAUCUCAUCCGCUGCUCCAGGUGUAGUUUUACCUCUGCUGGUCGUCCCAUUAUCACCUGUGAUUAUUGCACUUGUCGCUUUCAUUUGGAUUGUCUGGAUCCACCCCGCGCACAUCCCCCUAACCCCAAAGUCGGGUGGAUGUGUCCCAACCAUGUUACUCCUGACGAUAUGAUUGCCACCAAAGAGGUUGAUGGACUCUCACGCGUCCGUCGUGUGCGCCGUACCAAGAACAUGAAGUUCAUUGAUUGUGACAUUCACCUCCCCGACGAUCCAAAUCAGAGUAUUUUCGAUGACGACUGGAAAGAACGCCGUGCCCGAUUUUAUGCCGGCGACGUCGUUCUCAACUUCAUCAGUACUGUCAAAGAUGACAACUUUGAACGCCAAAAGCAAUAUGCCCACAACGUUGAGCAGAAGUGUCUGGACUUGACUAAGAAACUUACCGAGAACUACCUCUCCCGUCAUGGGUUGACCGGGGCAUCCGACACCCAGCCCAUGGCCUCUAUGCCCGCCGAACUGGAGCAACAAAUCUCAUCUUCUGUCCGUGGAAUGAUAUCCGGGGCUCCAGUAUCUACCGUUGACUUCGACGCUGCCUCUGCUUUGCUUGGCCUCUCCCAGGCCGAGCCCCCAGCCUCAGGCGAAAGCCACAUGACCGAUCCCGCCUCCUCCAAGGCCGGCUCUCGCGUCGACGAAGGCAUCGCCGUCGAAUCUUCUCAUGUCACCUCCCCUACCCAAAUGAAUGCCCCUAAGAGUCCCACCGCCCCCUCGCAUACUUCUCAGCAGUCAGAGUACGCAGACUCCGACAUCCUGCCCCGGAUCCCAGUCUUCUUCACCUCGGCCGCGUUCAAUCGCCACAAGCGAUCGCGUCCCGACGACGACGACGAAAAAGACCAGGAUUCCGUCGAGGAGCCGGCGCAGAAGCGCCUGCACACCUCGGACACCGAGUAA
Molecule: messenger RNA, 2835 nt
Organism: Penicillium nucicola
Lineage: Eukaryota; Fungi; Ascomycota; Eurotiomycetes; Eurotiales; Aspergillaceae
Product: putative PHD finger domain protein
Exons: 4
Coding region: 1-2835 (944 amino acids)
Biological process (GO): regulation of transcription by RNA polymerase II
Cellular component (GO): Rpd3S complex
Source: RefSeq, a predicted model, not a curated record